UCUAUGUGUAGCAUCCACAAGGCGUCAUCAGCAGGCGCCUGUAUUUACUUCUGGUCCAGUUAGUUCGCUGUCCGCUGCAAUGGAAGUAAACAGGGACGAGGCGGAGCGCUGCAUUGACAUUGCAACUGCGGCGUUAACCAACAACCAGCCGGAGAAGGCGCAGAGGUUCCUGGAGAAGGCGCAGAGACUCUUCCCAACAGAGAAAGCGAAAGUACUACUGGAGCUAAUAGCAAAGAAUGGAUUUGCAUCUAGACAAGGCGGCCACUCAGACUUCAGUGGGGUCUCGGGGCCUCGACAGCGGCAGACCAACAGCGAGGAUACCAGACCGGAAGAAAAGCCUUCAGACACCUCGAAAUCCUACACGGCAGAUCAGCUAGAUGCUGUGAGGAGGAUAAAACAAUGUAAAGACUUCUAUGAAAUUCUUGGGGUUCAGGCAGACGCCUCUGAGGAUGAACUCAAAAGAUCAUAUAGAAAACUUGCUUUGAAAUUCCAUCCGGACAAGAAUCACGCUCCAGGUGCUACAGAGGCCUUUAAAGCUAUUGGGAAUGCCUAUGCUGUUCUGAGUAAUGCUAACAAAAGACAACAGUAUGAUCAAUGUGGAGAAGAGAGGAGGCAUCCUUCAACACACAGCCCAGACAAUGGAAACUUUGAGCCAGAUAUUUCACCUGAAGACCUCUUUAACAUGUUCUUUGGAGGGGGUUACCCAUCAAGUAAUGCUAAUGUGUACACUAAUGGGCGGAUGCGUUACCAAAGGCGAGAGAGAAGAGAGCGACAGCGGGAUGGAGGCUUUGCGCUCUUCGUGCAGGUCAUGCCCAUCCUCAUCCUGGUUAUUGUGUCGGCCCUCAGUCAGAUCAUGAUCAACAGCCCCCCUUACAGCCUCAGCUUCAGGUCGUCAGCAGGUUACACACAGAGGAGGCUGACGGAGAACCUGAAGGUGCCAUAUUAUGUAGGGGAGCAGUUCUCCAGGGAGUUUACUGGACUGAAUUUGAAGAAUUUGGAGCGGACGGUGGAGGAUGAUUAUAUUUCCAACCUUCGCAACAAUUGCUGGAAGGAGAAACAACAGAAGGAAGGCAUGCUUUACAGAGCUCGCUAUUUUGGAGACAAUGAUCUGUACCAAAGAGCACAGAGGGCUCGCACACCAAGCUGCGCCAAGCUGUCUGAGAUCACAGCUUCAUUACAUGGUUGAUGCUGCUUUCAUAAUUAAAAGCAAGGUUUCCAGAAUAAACACAAAAGAUUAUUGGCUGUAAAUAGAUGAGCUUUAGCAAUCUAGAGACUGAAGAUGACUCAACAAGCAAACAAACCAUCACCAAUGCACCAAUCAGCAUCACAUUGACCACACAAACUGGCUGAAACCCUUUCUGUGGAAUUUAGUAUGUGAAUUUAAAACAUAAUGUUAAUAUAAUGUUUU
This is a messenger RNA of Sander lucioperca (pikeperch), 1408 nucleotides long. It is a transcript of the gene dnajb12b, whose product is annotated as DnaJ heat shock protein family (Hsp40) member B12b. The transcript is spliced from 9 exons. Gene Ontology annotation, cellular component: endoplasmic reticulum membrane. Gene Ontology annotation, molecular function: Hsp70 protein binding. Bases 80 to 1186 code for a protein of 368 amino acids. The record is from RefSeq and is a predicted model, not a curated record. Gene Ontology annotation, biological process: cellular response to misfolded protein. NCBI's taxonomy places the organism in Eukaryota, Metazoa, Chordata, Actinopteri, Perciformes, Percidae.